Molecule: messenger RNA, 1289 nt
Organism: Ahaetulla prasina
Lineage: Eukaryota; Metazoa; Chordata; Lepidosauria; Squamata; Colubridae
Product: chymotrypsinogen 2-like
Exons: 7
Coding region: 463-1254 (263 amino acids)
Biological process (GO): proteolysis
Molecular function (GO): serine-type endopeptidase activity
Source: RefSeq, a predicted model, not a curated record
UUCAGAAGUUGUGGGAGCUUCAUCACUGGAAGCUUUCAAGAAAAGACUGGACUGUCAUCUGUCAGAAAUGGUGUAGGGUCUCCUGCUUGGGCAGGGGGCUGGACUAGAUGACCUACAAGGUCCCUUCCAACUCUGUUAAUCUGAUCUGAUCUGUUCUGAAGAGGGCUCCAUUCGAACACAGGUCAAUGGGUUGCAAGCUUGAAGGGUGAGGCUUUCAGCAGAAGCCUUCUGCCUCACAGACAGCCACCUCCUAUGGCCAUUUCUUGCCAUGCCACCUGGCCCCUUGCCCGUCCACCCACCUGGGCUGACUUGCAGGAGCUGAGCUUAUCUUCAAGGUCUUCAAGCGAUAAGAUGGUGGGAAACCAGCCUGAACACACCCUCUUCUCUGCCACAGGUCCACCCCUGCUCCUGAUAUAAGGAUGCACGGCUCUCACCCACCUCCUAGUUCCUUCAAGAAGCAAGAUGGGUCUGGUCUGGCUGCUCUCCUGCUUGGCUCUCCUGGGUGCCGCCAAUGGUUGUGGUGUCCCCACCAUCACUCCUUCAAUCAGUGGCUAUGCCCGGAUAGUCAAUGGGGAAGAUGCCGUGCCCGGUUCAUGGCCUUGGCAGGUCUCCCUGCAGGACAACACUGGCUUCCAUUUCUGUGGAGGUUCUCUGAUCAAUGAGAAUUGGGUGGUUACUGCUGCCCACUGCAAUGUAAGGACAAGCCACUUGGUGGUGCUGGGUGCAUUUGACAAAAGUACUCCAGAGGAAGACAUUCAAGUCAUCAAGAUAGCCAAGGUUUUCAAAAACCCCCGGUACAACAUGUUCACCAUCCGAAAUGACAUCAUGUUGCUCAAGCUGGCCACCCCAGCCCGGCUGACGGCUCGAGUAUCUCCUGUGUGUUUGCCAAAAGCCACCGACGCUUUCCCUGGUGGGAUGACCUGCGUCACCAGUGGAUGGGGCUACCUGCAUCAUACUGACAAGGUCUCGCCCAACAAAUUGCAACAGGUGGCUCUUCCUCUGCUGACCAAUCAAGAGUGCAAGAAAUUUUGGGGCAACCGCAUCGCUGACGUCAUGGUCUGUGCUGGGGCUGCAGGGGCAUCUUCAUGCAUGGGUGAUUCUGGUGGUCCUCUGGUCUGCCAGAAGAAUGGAGCUUGGACUCUGGUUGGGAUCGUCUCCUGGGGCAGUAGCACCUGCUCUCCCUCCAGCCCGGGGGUCUAUGCCCGCGUUACAGAACUUCUGCCCUUCAUUGAAUCCACCCUUGCUAAUAACUAACACUCCUCAGUGAUGGAACAUCAAUAAAAGCAGCA